CAAGUCGUAUUCCUGGCGUUGUUGCAUUCACGGUCCACAGCGCUCAACUACUCUAGCGUCCGGUCAAUAGAUUCCGAUGGUCGAACGGCUUCAAUUUAUCAUCGUCACCAGAAUCGACUAGACGCAGUUUCUCCGGUUGCUGUGUAGUUUAUGUGGGGGAUUCGCAAUCUAAUCGUCAUUUGCCUCCCAGUCGUACCUAUCGCAGCUGUAGGGGAGAUAUAUGCAGAUACUCGAACUGGUGGUCCUAGAACAUCGAAACGUGUUCUCCAACUUCUAGAUAGUGUUUUAGCGAGUCGCGAAUCUAAUGAUCGAUGUGCAGUGGCUUGAGUGAUGAUGGCAGAAAUCCACACUUCGGUAUCCUUUGUAGUGUUUGGUGCAGCCUAUUCCAAGUGCUUCGAAUCAUAGUUGCUGACAGAGAAGUGAAUAAAGUCAUCAAUCUUACAGUAAACAAGUAAAGUGGUUUCGAGGAGUGUGCAAUAAUGGUGCUUUUUGAAGAAAUUAAUCCAGCCAAUCGCAGUGUUUAUGGGGAAACGUGAUAAAUCAUAGCUUAUCAACAGUUGCAGCAGAAGCGCCGUAAUCGCAAAUUCGAAUCGAAAGACAUAUCGAUAAAAUCAUUUAAGCCAAUCAGAUGCAUACAUCAUUAGAGUAAUCCACACCAAGAAAAGAAAAAAUAUAGUGAAUGAAUACGCUAAGCUCGAAUAAAUGCACCAAGAAGAAAAUCGUAAUCAGUGAACAUGAUGGGUAGGAGUGCUAAUAGUGACGCCUCGACCACUGCCAGUGGAGCUCUGUUUAGCAAUCAAAUGGCUAUCAAUGGCGAUAGAUAUCAGCAACGCUUAAACCGCCGAAUGGUGGUACUGCAGGACGAACGGCGACAGGCGUCAUCUUCGUUAAUCGAUGAUGUCAAUCACCAGCCACUAGCAGCACCUCCCCCGGCCUUACUCCAGCAGACAAAAGGAAGCGUCGUUAUGCGAAAUAAAGUGAUCGAUCUGGACAAAAACCGCAUAAAAUGUGGCCGCAGUAAGCUCUGGUCAAGGCCGCUGAGUUUCUCGGGGUUUUUCAAGAAAUCACUCAGCCAAGGGGCGAUACAACUCGGCGGCAACAACAAAACUGGAAGAGGGGGUGUUCGACAUAGCACAAAUUAUGCUGUCAAUCACGGUAGCACAGAUCCAAAUGGCAACGAAGCAUCUAGACAAAGUGCUCAACUUGAUCUCAACCUGAUUCGGAAACUGGAAGAAGAAAUUUACAAAAGGGGGCGUGAAUUGCAAUGGGAUGAGUGCAACGCUGAGGCGAAAGACUUCCAUGACUUCUAUUUUGGUCCGAAAACGUACGAGGAAAAGAAGACGUUCUCCAGCGAUACAUCAGCUUAUAAAAACGAUAGCAAAGCCGUAUUGGUGGUAGAUUCACAAGCACUAGAACCGAUGCUAUUGAAACGACCACUCAGCACGGACGAUGCCCUUUUGCAAAAUGGAUCCCGAGAGUCAGACCCGGUAUGCCACGUGGAUUCUACUAGCAAAUCGAUCAUCAUCGUUGACAAUUCAGAGUUCUAUCCAGUGCUAAUGAGGUACGAUAUUAAUAGUGAACUAGUCAACCGUCAGCAAGAGCAAGCACGAAAGCGUAACGAGGGAAAACUAAAAAUAUCCACCCAAAUCGGAGGUUCUUCUGUCAAGACUGUGACCGCAGCAGGGAACGCCAGAAACGCAUCAUUAACUGACAAUAACCGCGAUAGUACUAGAAUCCCACUGUCAUCGUCUAAUUCAGCAACUACCGUGAACAGCCCGCCAUUGACCGUUUUAAAAGCCGAAAAGACGCGCGCCGGAUCGGUCGCUUGUUGUGAAACCAACAGUAUAAAUAAUAAUAAUCAUGCUGCUCAGCAAAUGAAACCACAUAGCGCCAGACCGCCACCUCCCGCAGGGUCUGGUAGUGGCGAUCGUAACAAAAAGACCCACUCGAAUCUCUUUCAACGAUUCCUUCUUCAAAGAAGAAGUUUAAAUCUAUCAGUCCGACGACGGCGACAGCACCAAUGCCACUUUCGUCCCCCACCAGGGCACCUCUACUCUGAAGAAAGCUCUUUAUCUGACACAAAAUCCGCCGGACACAGUAAACUUAAGUUUGAAUAUCUCAAGAAGAUGCAACGGUAUGACCCUGAAACACCAUCUUCAACCGUCCCACAUUUGAGUGUAAAUCGUACCUUGAGCGAACCGAACCUCAGCUCUCGCUCGAACUGGAAAAGCGAACACUUCCUUCAACAUCUGCAUCGAACACCCCGCAGGUGGAGCACCGGGGAUUUGGACUGUCUGAGUCACCUGAUGUCAUCGAGUAAAAAUUUUGAAAAUAUCUUCGAAAGCGCAAGCGACAAUCUGUCCCGCUUGUCGGCCGUUGUUGUUUCGUCCAGCAGUAAUGGCUCCCCAUCGUCUGGUUCUCUGACAUCAUCCUCGUCAUUGUCAUCCGGUUCGAGAAGAAUGCAGUCAAUACUCGCCAGCCACUAUCAACUCCUACAGAGCAGGGAACGUGCCGCCAAUGGGAAGCCUCCAUUAGGAAAUUCAGCCAUCAACGGGAGCGUAACGCAACCUACGAGUGGGAAUUUUCUCCGCAAGAAAUCAUCGUCCUUCAGGGGGGUUCUCAAACGCACCAACAAACCGGACGUUGUCAACACGUGGAUCUACAGGAAAAGCUACGAUGGUUCUGGCAACGGUCUAGGUGAGCCCCCAUACCGGGGGCAUCACGGUAGCCCACACUCGUCACCGUCACGCUAUUCCUACAACAACACUGCCAAAACCAGCAUCCAGCAUUGGCGGACGUCCAGUGCCGGUGCAUCGGACUUCAAGCGUAACUCCCGACUUCGCAGCUCGACCAGUGCCGUUCCAGGAGGAGGCGCCGGCGGAGGAAGCAGUUCCAGCACCAGCAGCACCGGUUCCAACAUGGUCGACCUCAACAUACCGCGUGGCCACUCGCCACACUUUAGUCCUUCGAGGCAAACCACGCAAACCGGUGACACGCAGACACUGCAUGUGUACUUACCGAACCAUGGCUUCCGCAUGAUCCGGUUCGACGAGGCAUCUGAUGUCCGGCAGAUAAUUAAUCUGAUCGUGAACUCAAUGUCACCCGGACACAAAACGAACCCGCAGAGCUAUGCGCUUCGAUUGCGGCACGUUCUCACAAAAGAGGUCCUCUGGAUGCCACCCGAUACCUCCAUGUCCCAGGUGAUGGCCCACAUCUUCAACCCUACCUGUAGCAAUGCAGAUUGUCCCAAUGUGGACAAAAGUACAAUUGCUAAGAAGAUUCAGCAAAAGACUAGCGGUGUCGUUGGCCAUGCGAACACCGUAUGGAAGGCUGAGCUCCGUGUACGCUACAUACCAAAAAGCUUGAAGGAACUGUUCGAAAAAGACAGAACCACUUGUCACUUUUACUUUGACCAAGUCAAACAGGACUACAUCCAGUCAAAUAUACCGAACAUAGAUCAGGAUAUUGCAAUACAGCUGUGCUGCUUGGGUAUCAGGCAUUACUACAAAGACACGAACCAUUCUUCCAACGACCGGAAACAACACCUUGAAUAUAUCGAGAAAGAAAUGGGUUUUAGCAACUUCAUACCGAAAUCUGUGAUAGAUACCAUUAAGCAGAAGAACCUGAAGAAACUAAUCCAGGCCGGCUAUAAGAAGGUCUACAGCUACUCCGAGAUGGAAUACAUGCUCAAGUUCUUCGAUCUGCUGAGGACACAGUACACGUUUGACCAGGAGCAGUUCAACGUACAAUUGAGCAGUGUAUGGAACAUUCGGGUUGAUCUGAUCAUUGGGCCUCACGUGGGCAUAUCUUACUCCGUUAAUCCUCAGGCGCCACCAACCAAGGUAACCGACUUUGAAAGUAUUGAACGGAUAACGACUAGCGUAGUGUCUUCUUCGCUGACCAAAAGCGAUCACCAACCCAAGCAGCAGGGCUUGAAAAAUUCCAAAGACCAACCAGAUCUCACCAGUUCCUGCGGUAGCGGCAGUGGAAGCAGUGAAAAGAAGGAUAAGAAGGGGAUCUCCUGCUCAUGCAGCGAAAUCAAAACACAGCUCAGGAUCAAAGUCAACGUGAACAGUGAAGACCUGGCGAUCACUUGUGAUGGUAUUAAGACUUCAGAAAGUAUAGCCGAUCUAGUCGAUGGUUACUGUAGGUUAUUUAACAAUACUGAUAUUAGCUUAUGGGAUCGUACCGUGAUACCAAAAUCUACUCCGAGUAAUAGCGCUACAAAUUCAUUAGAGAAGAGUCAUUUGAGGAAGAUGACUGAUUCGCAGUCGUCUGAGAAGCAAGACUCAACGCGAUCAAGUAGCGAUAAACUGAACAAUUCGGUUCACAAUGACCUGGAAGCCAGCACUAGUUCCAACAACAAACCGACCCUGAAUGAGGACUAUGCUGAACUGGGAAUGUGCGACGAAGAAGGAGAUUAUUCUACUCCGGCGGCUCGGAACUACGAGCUCGAUCGCAACCACAUUACUCUGAACGAAAUAAUCGGAGUAGGACAGUUUGGAGACGUGCAUAUUGGUUCCUGUCGGCUGCCGAGCAAAUCGACGCUAGUCAAUAAGUUGAACCAAUCGUUGACCUCGGAGUUUGAUGAACUUUCGCUGUCUGGUGAAAAUAAUAAUUCCGAAGUACAACAGAAGAGCGGACACAUUCAAGUAGCGGUAAAGACAUGCAAGGCGGACGCUGAUUUGGCUACGUCAGAAAAGUUCCUGGAGGAAGCAUAUAUUAUGCAGAAAUUUGAACAUCCUCACAUCAUCAAACUGAUCGGUAUCUGUAGCGGGUCUCCGAUCUGGAUUGUUAUGGAGCUGGCCCGGCUAGGCGAAUUGAGGGCCUAUCUCAAAAAGAACGGUUCCAAACUUAAGCUGGGAACGCUGCUUUUGUAUUCCUAUCAACUGUCGACGGCACUCAGCUAUCUGGAGUCGAAGAAAUUCGUUCACCGUGAUAUCGCCGCUAGGAACGUGCUGGUUAGCUCUCCGACAUGUAUCAAGCUUGCCGAUUUUGGACUCUCAAGAUGGGUUGAAGAUCAGUCGUACUACACGUCUACCAAAGGAAUGCUGCCGAUCAAGUGGAUGGCCCCGGAAUCGAUCAAUUUCCGGCGGUUCACCACAGCCAGUGAUGUUUGGAUGUUCGGCGUUUGCACCUGGGAGAUUCUGAUGCUUGGAGUUAAGCCCUUCCAAGGAAUCAAAAACUGUGAUGUGAUUGGAAAGCUGGAGAACGGAGAGCGCCUCCCGUUGCCGCCGAACUGUCCCCCGCGGUUGUACUCGUUGAUGUCACAGUGUUGGUCCUACGAGCCCCAUAAGCGACCGAACUUCAAGAAUAUCAAGGAAGUUCUAUAUGAAAUACUCACAGAAGAACGGCAUAGCGAUUGCGAAACAAUGCGUCGUGAGAAUCGACGCGUUGCCGCUAUGUCGUGGGGAGCAGGUGAUGAUGUAGCACCUCCCAAGCCAGCACGUGGUCCAAUGGUAGGCGCAGGCGACGGUUCCCAGCAGGGGCUUGGUGCCCCGCAGACCUACAUCAUUGCUCGAGAUCCAGCCGUACUAGCAGCCCUGAUGCGUGAGAACGAACAACGCGGAGUUAAUCCAUCGUCUUACACAACGCCCGCUUCGGUUCAAGAAACGCAGCAAAUUCUCGAAGCAAAGUUACGAAAGCAACAGCAAGAGAGCGAAGUCGAUUCCAAGUGGCUACAGCAGGAGGAGAAUAAUCUCAAGAAACGGCUCAGUUUGAUCACAUCCGCCGCUGGCGGCGCAUCUUUCGAUCAACAACCGCAGCAACAACAGGAAUUGAACAACGGAAGUGGCUCAUUGUCUGGCAGUUACCAUUCGCAGCAAAGUCCACACUUCUCUCCGCAGAACACUAUGUCGGGUCCGCAAAGUCUAGGCGAUCAUUAUCCAACGACACCCAAUACUUCAGAUUCGAGACCACAUACCCCAGGAUCCACCUCCGGUAUGAUCAAAUCGAAGAGUUCGUCGAUGGAGCGCUGUACCACGCCACUGUCUGGCGAUGAAAAAUUCGUGAUCAAAAAGGUGGAACCAACGCGAACCAUGCCGUUAGACCGAAGUGGCGAUAUCGUGUACAUUGCAACGACCAGUGUAGUCAAGUCGAUUAUGGCCUUGAGCCAAGGCGUGGACAAGUCGCAGGCUUUCGACUAUCUGGAUUUGGUCAGGAAUGUCGGCAUUGAGCUGCGCAAGCUUCUCGGUGCCGUCGAUCAGAUCUCGGUUUCAUUUCCAGCGCAGUGUCACAAGGAAGUAGAGAUGGCACACAAAGUAUUAUCCAAAGAUAUGUUCGAGUUGGUGGCGGCUAUGCGGUUAGCGCAACAAUAUAGCGAAACCACGCUUGAUGCUGAAUAUAGAAAGAGUAUGUUAUCAGCAGCACAUGUACUCGCUAUGGAUGCCAAAAACCUUCUAGACGUUGUCGACUCGAUUCGAGUUCGCUUCCCCAACCUAGUAUUCCCAAAGCAGCCUAGUCUGCCGACCAGUCCAAUCCAGAAGCAACCUCCGGCAUCUUCAUUAACAUCGUCCGCGUCCUCCUCGGUGGUUUUUGACCUCGUCGAUCAACAGCAGUAGUAGCAUUAGCAACAGUACAGUUCCGUCCAGUGGUGCAACGCCGACAUCCUCCUUCCAGCAACAACAGCAAUUUUCGUUCGAUCUUCAACAGUCUGCUACUGUUAGCGAUUGCUAUCAGAACCUCCAGCCAAAACAAAUCUUCCAUUCACACAGUUCACCUCCAAGUUCACUAACGCAUUCCUACGAAACCAGUCAGGCUCAACUGUACUCCAAUCAACAGAGCGGAAUCUACGACAAUGACUGCGUUGUCAACGAUAAUAAACCCAAAAAACCUAUGAUCGCAGCAAAACCACCAGCAGCAGCAUUAGUAUCCCACAAGCUGAAGUCGACGAAUCCCUUCCCGCAGUCAGGCAGUCAGCUAAUUGGAGAUGAGCUUCUCAACGAACCUCUAAAGAUUGUCGAAGAGCCAACCGAGCUCUACUCGAAUACCACAACCACGACCAGCGGUGGCUGCAUACCUUCGGGCAACAUCGUGGUCAGUUCCAGUUCUAGCAACAGUGUGUCCCUAAUGUCAUCAAGUAGUAGCUCUGGAGCGAUAAAGCUACCCGAACCCGUAUCGUGUACUAUCGUGCAGGAAAAUCUGCUUGCCUCGAAUAACCAGAAGAUUAUGGCUAACAAGUUGGGCUAGAGUGGAUACGCUGUGGAUUUUGAAACAGAUAAAGUUCUACUAUUGUUCUAGACUAUCUAGUGAAAGACAUACGGUAUUGUACUAUUUUAGACAAAGGAAAAGUAAUUUUACAAGUUUACUAUUCUCUGAGCAUAACACUCAGUCGUAUGUAUGAAAAACGAUGAAAAGCUAGACGGUACGCAAACAAACAAACGGAAACUGUAUUAUUCUCCGGCAUUAUUGUAGAAAAUCAAAAAUACAAUUACGAACAAAAUAAUAAAAA
Messenger RNA from Aedes aegypti (yellow fever mosquito), 7450 nucleotides. RefSeq names its product focal adhesion kinase 1 (gene Fak). Bases 735 to 6560 code for a protein of 1941 amino acids. The transcript is spliced from 14 exons. The record is from RefSeq and is a predicted model, not a curated record. Lineage: Eukaryota; Metazoa; Arthropoda; Insecta; Diptera; Culicidae. Gene Ontology annotation, molecular function: ATP binding; protein tyrosine kinase activity. Gene Ontology annotation, cellular component: focal adhesion; cytoskeleton. Gene Ontology annotation, biological process: protein phosphorylation; signal complex assembly.